Messenger RNA from Cygnus atratus (black swan), 13544 nucleotides. RefSeq names its product zinc fingers and homeoboxes 1 (gene ZHX1). Gene Ontology annotation, cellular component: nucleus. Gene Ontology annotation, biological process: regulation of transcription by RNA polymerase II. The coding region runs from base 3680 to 6307 and encodes 875 amino acids. Gene Ontology annotation, molecular function: DNA-binding transcription factor activity, RNA polymerase II-specific; DNA binding. The transcript has 8 exons. NCBI's taxonomy places the organism in Eukaryota, Metazoa, Chordata, Aves, Anseriformes, Anatidae. The record is from RefSeq and is a predicted model, not a curated record.
AUGAGGCGCAGCACUGGAGAUCGGCAACUGCUCGGAUGAGGCGCGUAAUGGAGGCAGCUGUGGGGCUCUGAGAGGGAGCGGAGCGUCUGCGGUUGUCAACGCUGGCUGCUUCGAAUUUGGAUUUGCAGACCCGCGUUUAAGGCGAGCCCGGAGCAGCGCGGGACGGCGUCAGGCUGUCGCUGGCCUCCCCAUCUGGCGGCACUGGUGAAGUGAAACAAGUCAAACGCUAAGUGCGAGCCUCCCGCUCCCACCGCAGUGAGCUGAGGUGCUUGUUCUGGUCCGGUGGCUCUCGAAGCCCCCGUGUCGUUCCGUGGUAACUCGAGCACGCCGUCUGACUCCCACAGGUGACCGUCCUUCCACGGCCAGCCGUUUAUUCCGCAUGCUGCGCUCGGCAGGCUCUGCGUUCCCACGUCUUCCACCCUUUUUGUCGCCGGCCCGGUUGGCAGCGAGCGGUGUUUGCGCACCCCGUGAACGUGUGGUGGUGGGGAGAGGGGGAUCAGACCUCGUCGCGCAGGAUGAGCCGCUAUCUCCCGCGGAAAGCAGCGGGAGCAUCCGAGCAGCACAGUACGGAGCUCAGCGGGAGGCUGGGGUCAGGGCACUGCUGCAAAUGAAAAUGCUUUGCCGGCUGCAGAGGCUAACUGGGCACGCGGUGGUAUUUUACUACGGGGUGGAGACCUGCGGAGAGUGUUUCUGCAGGCUGCUCAGUCUGCCCUCCUUUUUAGCUGAAACAUCCCCAAGUUCUAAGGGAAAAAAAGAAUAGAAGGGACUUGUGGAGAUCGUCUGGUCCUGCCUCCUGCUCAAAGCGAGGUUAACUUUGAAAUUAGAUAGGGUUGGUCUGGGUCUUGCCCAGUUUUGCGAUCUUGCAGGGAUGGAAGUUCCUUAAAAGUUGCCAGCAGAUCUCCACGGCCUCUCCGGACAGCUGCCUGCAGUCCCCAGCCGGCGCGGAGAUGCCGUUACUCCUCCACCGCCCUGCCCCAAAAGUGGCGGGCGAUCUCCAGGAGCAGGCCGAGAGCAGGUUGGCCUGGCAGCGAGGUGGAGACAGACCUGAAGCAUCCCCACAGCCUCUCCUGGCUCCUGGCAGAAAUUCAGCGCUGCACCGGGACCGCUGGCAUGAAUGGCAGGGACCGAGCACCCUGCGUACGGAGAGGGAAACUCAAGCGUUGUGCUGCUGUUGUGAAAAGUGCUGCUGCCGACCCGCGUUGGUGGGAUCAGGCCGGAGGAUGACGUCCUGAAGAAAUUGCAAGCGUCGACCAAAAAAUACAUCUCCCCAGUACAGAGGAGUCUGCCGGUAGGGUCUAGGUGAAAUCUGCUCUGGUUUUGUGGUUUAAUUCAGCUUCCAGUUGCAAAGCUGAUGUGGGACACUGGGAGGCACCUUCAAAAAAAUCUGAAAUGUCAGCUCCGGAGUCACAUUUUUGACUUCCAAGCAGAGAAGCAAAUCUUGUGACGAAGGCAAUAAAGGACUUUUUGUGCCCUCUGCAGUCUUUGACCUUCGCCUGGAGCGGCAGCAGACCUAGGAUGCUGGAGGCGGCUCUGAGGAGGGCGCGGGGUGGGACGCGGGUGGCUCCGGGGCGUGCAGAGGAGGCGCUGAGGAGGUGCCGUGAGCACCAGCCGCAGUGGCCGGAGUGGUGGAGGAGGCUCUGGAGAGGAAUCGCAGCCUGGAUGCUGCGAGUCUUCAUCUCGACAAGCGCUAAGCUAGGUCCCUGCAAGAGAGUCUCGUUAUUUUUACCCGCUCAAGUGACACUCCACGUACGUGUUUUCUCCCAGAACGCUGGCUUCUGCAGGCACUGCAUUUGUGCUCUUGGAUCGAGUAUUUUGGGAUCUUUUACGAGCUACCUGAGCCUCAGGUCUGUGUCGUGGUGUAUUCAAGUCCGCGUGUGCGGGUGGAGUCUGUAGCAGAGCGUGUUAGUGUCACCUGCUCUGUGCCUUGGGGAUCUGACACAGGAACUUGAAAUUUGGCAAGGAUCUAGCCUGGGCUCUGACAAACGCGUUCUGCUGCUUAAAGAAAGGAAAUUGGCAGAAUUAUGAGUCGCAGUUUAUCGCCACCUCUUUGUAUCCAAGCACAGCAAGCAAAACAAAACAGAGCUGUAACUAUGCAAAAAAGAAUCCGUCUCUAACUCUGCCACCAUUUUAUUGGCUAAGGUGAAACGUUUACGUCGGUGGUCGUGGCCAGGCCUGAUCCUUUAAAAUUCUUUAAAUCACGUCGGGUGCUACAAGCACUGGGUGCUCACUGCUUGAAUUAAACGCGCUGGAGGUCCAAAAACGAAGACCUGCCUGUGUAAAGUUAAGCUGCCCAGUUGAGCAGGUAAUGGACAACGGAAGGAAGUGGCUCUGUAAAACCAAGUCCUUCGCCCUCCUCAGCUAGAAGCGGCGGCGGCAGCACCCGUCAGAGCAGAACAGGCUGCGCCGAGCUCUGUGCGGAGUAGUUCUUGAUGUGGAUACAGCAACGCAGAGUGAAUGUCAGUCCUUUGUGUAGCCUGCUCCUAAGCAUUACCAAUUCUGUAUCGUUGUGGACUAAUUGGGAGCCGUAAGGAGAAGCCAAAACUAAGCUUUCUGGGCUGAGGAAGAUUGCACACACCUACUACUCCAGAUUGCCAGCGUUGGCUUGUCGAAGAAGGGUGCCUUUCAACGCCAGCUCUAUGAAAUAAUUAUGAUCCUGGAAUGAUGAUUACCUGAGAUUUAUGGAGCACUGUCGGUGUCCUUAACGCUGUGUAACCCAGCUGCUUGAAUGUUCCUCUUGCACGUGAGCAUGCCACCGCUUCGGGCAGUAGAUAACGUUCCCCUGUCUACAGACUCGUGUAUCUAUGGGAUUUCUUGCACGAGAAAUCAGCGUCUUGCUUUUAUUUCAAGAAGAGAACUAUUACAGAGAGUAUAACCCGCUGCAGAAGUUUGUGCAUCAUUUCCAACAGCCUAGUUGUGGUCUCAGUGGGAUAAAACUCACUCCAGUCAGUGCUAUUUAAGAACGUAUUUAUUCUCUGAAUUUAUGUAGCCCUCAAAUUGGGUUGGUACUUCUUUAGUUUUUCUUAGAAGUGAACAAGGAAUUCUGAACAGAAAAUACAUAAUUUUGUUUGGCUUCUGUUUGCUAUAUCACUUUUUAAUGCUUUUUUUUUCCUCUGGCAGAGUUCACGCAAUCAAUCAUGUCCCCGUUAAUGCAUAGAACCAUGAAAACAGAUUUUAGUUAAUUGCCAUUUGUUAACAAUCAACUUUUAUUGGUCUGGGAUUGGCCUUCACUGGAAGAAUGACAUUUGGGGAGCUAGGAAGAAAGGAUAGUCAUCUUUUGUCUGUCAGAGCGCCUUAAAAAGGCAUUUUUUGCCUAAUUUCAGACUGGGGAGAAAGGCCCUGUGCAUGCUUGUACCUACAUGUGUAAUGAAACAGAAAAAUAGGCUAAACGUGCCUUUGUUAAGGUCCUUCACAAUGUCUGGCGUAAAAGACAGGAUGGAGUCAGCAGCAGAGAUGUCGUGCUGGGGGUGGUGGAUGUGGACUUUAAGACAGUGUCUCAACAUUUCAUCCUCAACCGUCUUUUUUUAAUCUGAUUGCACUACAAAAGAAAAGCUGCUAAUGGGAUAAAUGUUGAGACGUUACAAGAACUGACUUGAAGUACCAAAAGCCAUUAUUACCAAUCAAGAAGAGCUCGAAGCUAAGUCUGUAGCUGACCGGUCAGUAUCACAUCCACAGAACAGGCAUGGCAAGUAAACGGAAAUCAACAACACCGUGCAUGGUCUUAGCCAACGAGCAGGAUCCGGAUCUAGGAACGGUGUCAGACGUGGAGGAAGGACCACCCGCAGCUGCGCCAGCGGAGAAUAACCCUACAGCAGAGAGCAUCACAAGCGAGGAGGACGUUCACGAGUGUGUGGAUUCAGACAAUCAGAAAAACACAAAUAAAGUAGAAGGUGGCUAUGAGUGUAAAUACUGUACUUUUCAGACUCCAGAUCUCAAUAUGUUUACUUUCCACGUGGAUUCGGAACAUCCCAACGUCGUACUAAAUUCAUCCUAUGUUUGUGUGGAAUGCAAUUUUCUCACCAAAAGAUACGACGCUCUCUCAGAACACAAUUUGAAGUACCACCCCGGCGAGGAGAAUUUUAAAUUGACCAUGGUGAAACGUAAUAAUCAGACAAUCUUUGAACAGACUGUAAACGAUCUCACUUUUGAUGGGAGUUUUGUUAGAGAAGAAAAUGCUGAGCAGGCUGACCCUGCCGAGGCCCCCUCGUCGGGGAUCUCCAUUAGCAAAACUCCUAUUAUGAAAAUGAUGAAAAACAAAACCGAAACUAAACGCAUUGCUGUUUUCCACAACGUAGUCGAUGACAUUCCUGGCGAAGAAAAGGGAACGGAAAAAGAGCCAAACUCGGAAGAAGUAGUAGAAAACCCACCACUGUCGGUUUCUGAGUCAAAAGCGAGCCACUCGGCUGUUUGCAGCGCAGCAGACGUACCGAGCACGGUGGUGACUCCAGCACCGGUGCUUCAGCCCGGGGUGGCACAGGUUAUAACAGCUGUUACAGCUCCACAGAACUCAAACCUGAUCCCCAAAGUCCUGAUACCUGUAAAUAGCAUUCCAACCUAUAACACUGCUCUGGACAACAAUCCUCUUUUGCUCAACACUUACAACAAAUUCCCGUACCCAACCAUGUCAGAAAUCACUGUUCUUUCCACCCAAGCAAAGUACACAGAGGAACAGAUUAAAAUCUGGUUUUCUGCCCAACGUCUGAAGCACGGUGUGAGCUGGACGCCGGAGGAAGUGGAGGAAGCGAGGAGGAAGCAAUUUAAUGGCACGGUGCACACUGUGCCGCAGACGAUUACCGUCAUCCCAGCACACAUUUCUGCCGCUAGCAAUGGGUUACCUUCGAUUUUACAGACGUGCCAAAUAGUCGGUCAGCCAGGACUUGUUCUCACUCAAGUCGCAGGUGCAAAUACCUUACCAGUGACAGCCCCGAUAGCCUUGACUGUAGCGGGAGUCCCAAACCAAACCCAGCUGCAGAAGAGUCAGAUUCACACUGCUCAGCCCAUGGCAGAAACCAAACAAGUAGCUGCUGUUCCUGCCCCUCAGCCUAUCAAAAACGAAACCGCGCUAAUGAAUCCUGAUUCCUUUGGCAUGCGAGCGAAAAAAACAAAGGAACAGCUGGCAGAAUUAAAAGUCAGCUACCUGAAGAAUCAGUUUCCUCAAGAUUCGGAAAUUAGCAGGCUUAUGAAAAUAACAGGCCUGACUAAAGGAGAGAUCAAGAAGUGGUUCAGUGACACGCGCUACAAUCAGAGGAACUCGAAGAAUAAUCACGGGAUUCAUCUCAACAGUGAUUCGUGUGCCACCAUUGUUAUUGAUUCAAGCGAUGAAAUGAACGAGUCCCCAACAGGAGCCGCUCCGCAGAGCAAGUCAUCGUGGGGUGCAUUUCCUGAUUUCACCCCGCAGAAGUUCAAAGAGAAGACGGCUGAACAGUUGCAAGUCCUCCAGGCAAGUUUUCUUAAUAGCCCUGUCCUUACAGACGAAGAGAUGAACAGGUUAAGAGCCCAAACCAAACUUACCAGGAGAGAGAUUGAUGCCUGGUUUACAGAAAGAAGGAAGUCGAAUGUCUUAAAGGAAGAGGGAACCGAUGUGAAUGAGAGCAAUGCCAGCAGCUCAAAAGAGGAGGCUGGAGAAACAUCCGUGGGAGAUGGAGCAGCAGGACCAAAAUCAGGGGGCUCCACUUCCAGCAAAAUAGGCAAAAAAUCCCCAGAGCAGUUGCACAUGCUUAAAAGUUCCUUUGUUCGUACUCAGUGGCCAUCCCCGCAAGAAUACAACAAGCUGGCAGAAGAAACGGGGCUCCCAAGAUCAGAAAUUGUGAGCUGGUUCGGAGAUACUCGCUACGCCUGGAAAAACGGCGGACUGAAGUGGUAUUACUAUUACCAGAGCGCCAACGCGAACAGCUUGAACGGGCAAGGCUUUGCGAGGAAGAGAGGGAGAGGAAGACCAAAAGGGAGGGGGAGAGGGAGGCCUCGAGGGAGGCCUCGGGGAAGCAAGAGGUUAAAUUGCUGGGACAGAGGCGUGUCUGUCAUAAAAUUCAAAACUGGAACAGCAAUCCUGAAGGACUACUACAUGAAGCACAAAUUCCUUAAUGAGCAAGACCUCGAUGAACUUGUAGCCAAAUCUCACAUGGGGUAUGAGCAGGUCAGAGAGUGGUUUGCAGAAAGGCAAAGAAGAUUAGAACUUGGAAUAGAGCUCUUUGAGGAGAACGAGGAAGAAGAUGAAAUGCUGGAAGAUCAGGAAGACGAGGAAGAAACAGAUGAUAGCGAUACUUGGGAACCUCCCCGACAUGUUAAGCGUAAACUCUCCAAAUCAGAUUGACGCACAGUUUGGGAUCUGGGAGCCAAAAACCUGUGAAUUAGGUUUGAUCUUACGGUGAAGAGCCACACAAUUUUUCCUGGCCUUCAGUUUUAGCAAGCACCUGCAAAGCAUCUUACUUGCACCCGAGAGAACAUGGGCAAGAUGCUACCCGUGCAGGCGACGAGCAUUUGCUUCCUUGCUACCAGAGAUGGACAUCCUCAGGCCUAGCCUGGGACAUGGGGUUAUAAAUCAGCUCUGGUUCAGCUCCUCCUCUUCCGCAUUACCGAUGGGAAGGUUCAUCAUUCACAUGACUGCUUCUCAGUAUUUAAUUGCCUUAUGUUGUUUAAUUCCAAAAAAACACAAACCACCACAGAUGCAUUUUUUUGUUGUUGUAGGAGAACAUUGCCUGCUCACGAAGGAGGAAAAUACAAAAACCUGGGAUGUGUUUUUGCAAACAUCACUUCACCUGAAAGGUUUCAAGGCCUGGGUUUAUUUCUUAAGGAAAGAAUUCAAAACAAAAGAGAAGGGGAAAAGUGUGGCAAAGGAAUCAAUGAACCUAGGGGUGAGGAUUGCUUGGUUUAAGAAAACGAGGUGAUAUUGCACCUUUUGCAUAUCUUCAAAGUGUUUUGGGUUUACAGAGCUUGUGCUGAAAUGUUUCUUGCUGAUAAUUGUGAGCUAACUGAAUGAGUUUAAUGCUAGAAGAUGCUUUUCGUUAAAUUUAAUCAGUGUAUCCUACAUCAAUUUAAUUUAAAUGCCUGACAGACUUGAUGCAGUUGAUAGCAACAUUCAUUUUUAGCUUAUGCAUUCUUUACUUUGUUGGAAAAUGGUAAGAAAAGUAUUUAUGUUUCUAGCUAAAAAGACUAAUUUCUUGAAAUCUUACACUGUAUUUUAAGGUGAACAUGAGGCAGAAACUGCCUGUUUUCAUUGUUUCAGCAUUGCUUACGGUUUUGUAAGAACACACAGAUACAGAGGCGAAAAGCGUCUUCAGGUGCUAGUAAGAAAGGUUUUCAAGUAAGUUGUGGCAAUGACCUGCUUUAUAAUUCUCAAACAAAAUGAAGUUAUAUGGCUUUUAGAUGGUUAGGAAUGAUAAACACACCGGUGUUUAAUUGUUCUUUAGCGAUAGCCCGGUUGAAUGUUUCACGUGCAAGUUUAACCUAAAAUUCAGCCUAAUGGAUUGAGCUUGCCACUGCGCUGAUUGCUCUUAGGGCUGCUGGGUGAACACACGUAUUUAUAGGGAUGGUUCGAUCUACCUGAACCCCAGAAGUAGUCGAAUCGGAUAGGGAGCAUCUGCAUCUUGGAUGAGUGUCUAUAUUAAAAGAAAAGAAAGGAAAAGAAAGGAAAAAAUGCCAUUUGGUCUCGAGGCAGUGAAGUCAUAGUAGCGUUUGGAUAACCAACUUAAAAACGGUGGGCCAAAUUCACAAAAGUUUAGGCAGAUACCUGGCAUUCUAGAGUAGUGGUACUCCAAGGAAGAGUAGUUUGUGUUCGUGCUGCUGUCGGUCUGCGUUUUUUAGGGGUAAGUUGCUCUAUAUUUAGAUGUCUAAAGAUGGUAAUGCACUGGUGCUGCUGUAACCAGCAUUGUCUGCUUUUACAUGGGCACUAACAGAAAGUACGCUAGCGAUCUCCUUUCCAAAUCUGUCGACAUCUUCUCUGUAGGCAUUUGCAUCUGUUGACCUGUGAGGGAAAGAUUAGCAUAGAGAAAAUGUGUCCUAAUGUUUCCACAUCUCCAAGAACCUAAUCUAGAGUUAUUCUUUCUUCCGUACUGUGAUAACUGUCAGAAGACCAAGGAAGUCUUUUCAGUGAUGAUUUUCUGAAGCAGAGGAGUUCAUAUUACAUCUGAUUUUCUAGCCAGAUUGUGGGUGAAACCCAGGUCGGAACUAGAGAGGGAAUAAUGUCUGACAAAUGUCUGUGAGGUGGUGUCAGAGAGAUCAGGAUCUGGCCUUCCCAGCAGGGGCUGCUGCAGGUGGCUGGGAGGUAUGGUUUGGCAGGUGACGGUGUGGGUGAGGCUGUUGGAGGUAGCAGCAAAUCAAAGAAAGAUCUGCGUUAGCUUCAAGCUCCACUGGGACUACAGGGUCAAAAAUCAAUGCUCGAUGGGUGGGAAAGGACAAAACUAGUAGGGAAAGAGAUGCUAUUUUUAAGUUUCUGAAAGUAUUAAAGCAAAUCCUUAAACUCCUUGGGAAUAUGCCUCCAGCAAGCGAAUUCUGGAGUUGCCUUAAACCUUAAGGGUGAGCCAGAAUUAAUUAAAGAAAAAAACAAAAAACACCCACCCAAGCAACCCGUGUAAGCAUCUUCAUUUUUGUUAGCAUUUAGUUCAUCACUAAAUCUAACCUUCUUUAAAAGAUGCGAAAAAAAUAAAGAUCCAAGUUAAUUGUAUGAUUAAACUGGGAAAUUUUCCAUUUUGGCAGUGCUCUGUUAAAUAACACUCAGCUACAAUGUUAGGCCUUAGCACAUCUGGUCUGAGAAACGCAGGAAGAGGAAAUACAUUGUUUAUCAGACUAAAUAUAGUUGGAUUGGACGUCUUCUUUGAGUAAAAUGAUCAGGGAGGAUGCCUGACGUAUACUGGACCAGAUUUUCAACUGCUGUAAACGCUAUAGUUCCAUGUAUUGCAUAAUAUUGUUAUAACAGCAUUUACAGCCCAUCUCAUCUCUUUGCAGAGUACAGAAUUUAGAUUAAACCACGUGCUGUGGGCCGGAUAACGAGAGGUGCAGGGUACCCCCAUUUCCCUUAGGCUAGAUGCACGUUGUAAACCUUUCAGUUGUGCCAAGGACGAGAAAAAUCUGGGUAGGUUCAGUCCUGAAAACGCCGGUCGUAUGCACUUGUAUCACUCACAGUCUGCUAUUUUUGUUGGAAAAAAAGAGCCCAGUUUAUUUCAUGUUUACAGCACGUGUGUAUUUGCACUGUGGGAGACGCUCACCAGAGGCUCCUGCAUCAGAGCUGAUAGGAAGAGCACUGGAAGGAGCUGUUGGCAUGCUGUUGGCUGUCGGGAUGCUCUGCUUUGUCUGUAGACCCUGGUCAUGGCUGGCGGCAACCCCAAAGUGCUGGUAGCAGGGGUUUAGCCGAUUCAUCUCAUCUGAUCUUAGGCCACAGUGCUCCUAACCAUGGUGCCCCAGGCACCUGAGAGAAACAGAAAUUGUGGAGGGGGUACGGCACAUUCUCGUUCUCAGCUGAUGAGGAAUCUGAGCAGCGCUGUCCUAAACACCAGAUCUGGCUCAGGGCUUACCUCCGGGUUGCUGGUUUGUUCUCGGCCUUCACUGGGAGCACUGUUUCAGGAUCCAGCCCUGAGCGUCAGUUCCUCUGGAGCUAAGGCUGAGCUUUUUUUUCUUCUGCUGUUUCUGGUAAGAGCACCUGCUGUUACGAUGCUGGUUAAUGUUGUCUCUGGAAUUCAGAUGAAGCCAGGGUGAAGGUAAUCCUUUGCUAGAAUCGAGAGGGAGAAGGGCUAAAAACACGCAAGCAGUGUCACAGCUGCUGAGGCACUCACUGUCCCUGGAUCAUGCUGCUUCACGGCAUGUUUUACUCUUCCGAGUACAAUGAAAAAGCACAGUUCUCUCUAAGCAGUGCUGAAUUCCCAGUAUCAGCCUCAUAAUGGCCCUAGGGUUGGUGUUAGUUGUAAAGAAAGUCAGAGACAUCCCCCCUGGGGUUUGAAUGGACUAACGGAGAGCUGGCUUGGAAGGAGUGGGAGAAGGGAAAUGCAGAAUCUUGACUCCGCAUUUUCCUCGCCCUGCAGAAUUCACUUACCUAAAACUUGAUGAGCAAGAUGAGUUUUACUCGUGCUCUUCUGACACAACAAGUAUUGCAGUCACUCAUGUUUAGCAUGCACAAAUCCCUGCUCUGAUCUGAAAGCAAAGGAAAGAUACCUGGUACCCCGUGACUAGAAUUGUGUGGAUUAUCUCUAAUACACUAUAGUAAAUCGGGCCGUUCCAUUUUUGAACCUUGUCCAGUACCAUUUUUACUGUUUUUUCACAGCAUUAUGUGCAAUAUGGUUGCUAGCUGUAACUUUGAUCAUCAGUAAGGAAACUCAUGCAAUGUCCACGUGUGACGUGAAAUAAUUUUUCUAAUGCACGGCUUGCUGACUUUGGGUAAAAAAGCCUAUUGUCUUCCUGCUCACCAAGGAACUCUGAGGCAGGCGAAUGCUCUCCCUUCUCCUUCAGAGCAGAGGGAGGAUUUCUGGAGCCCAUACAAAGGGAUUCAAAGCCUGAUGCAGUCCCGUGAGCUAGAAGGCCCCAAGAUGCAGACACUCUCCUCCUCCUCCAUCUUCCUCAGAAGUGAAAGCACAGCAGAAACUCAGACAACAAGUCCCUGGCUGCUGAGGAACUAAGGUGUAGUUUAAGGUGGGGAGCAUUUUCCUUUUGCACUUAAUGGAGUGCUGUGUAUCCAAGUUGGAUCUCAGUGUUUGCUCCUGUAAAUAUGGCAGCCCCAAAUUGUGUGCUCCACCACAUCCUCCUCUCUAUGUUCCUAUCUCCCAAGGAGAGAAGAUAAUCGUUAAGCUUCUGUAAUAGGAAAUAUCCCCGCCCUUACCCGAAGGCACAAAGGUAGAGUGCAAUGAAAUGUAGUUACUUUCUUUGAUUUAAUUUAUUAUUUAUUGGAAAAUACUUUUGCCUGCAUUCAGUAAUAAUGAGGAAUUAGUAUCAGUGAUGAGAGAGCAGUAAAACUGCUGAAAGUUGUUGAGAACGCCUGGGAUGAUCGUGUCAGCUGGGGAUAGGACAGGCAAGCGCAGGGCUCGGUUCCCUACCCUGAGCAGUGCUGGGUUCCGCCUGUUGUAUUCCCCGUCGAUGAUGUACUGGGAUGCUUUUGAUGUACUGGGAUAAAUAUGUUUGGCGAGCAGCGUGACACAAACUUAGCGGGUCAAGUGACUGGAGGUUUGGUGAGGUAUUAAAAUGCUGUAGGAAAAGAUUGGAAAAUGAAAGAUGCAACAGUGAAAAGUCCUCUCAAUAGCUAUUUAUACACACUCGAUAGCUGCGACUUCUGUGUCAUUAUCCCACUUGUGAAAAGGGAGCUUUUGAAGCACGGGCAGGUUGCCGACAGUAUUUUCAAGUCUAAUGGUCUGAGCUUUUCUUUUGUCUAUUUUUUUUUUCCUGCUGCAGUGAAGAGCAUCUGCACUUUUUCAGUGGAUACUCAUAGAAAAAAACUGACUCACCACAACGUUUGAAAUGUUGGGUGGUAGCUGAGGAUCCCGUAGCACUUUUCCUGAGUUAAGGGGGGAUUCGUCUGGCCGUGUGCGCGGAUGCCUGCAGUUGAGCAGGACACCACAGCAGCUGGUCAGCGUAGCUGACGAGUGCGAGUGGGCUCAUCCCGAACGCCUACAGCCGGUCAGACGAACUGCGCCCCAAACCCCGCUGACUGUGACAGGCGGCUCGCAGGCAGACACUGAUGGGAUGGUGCAGACACCUGAAAUUUGGGGAGAUGAAUCGUCACCUUGGAGCGUGCCGGCUGGGUGGCAGCGCUGGUCUCUGUGUCCUGUCGGGCUUCCGUUGUGGGUAGCAAUGGUACUCGCCUCCACCCCCUACCUGGCACGCGUGGGGAAGUGUGAGGUCUUAAUUUUUGGUUUUGUUCUUUAUUCUAGAGCAGAUAGCACUACAGUGGCGGAUAAAGUAACUGAUCCUGGGUUGGCGUACUGUGGCAUAAAUACGGUUUUCGGGUUGCCAAAGUAUUUUAGAGGGAAUGUUACUAUCUGAACAUUGGACUGUGCGUACCUAAAAAUGUGUUGAGGCGUAAUAUUUGUAUCCCAGUUGAUCAAAGCGUUUCCUUAUGCUUAUUCAAUACUAGAUACCUAUCAUGAAACUUACCCUAAAGAAUCUGCUAGAAUGACAGAAGAUUCAAGCUGCCAAGUCUUCACUUGUGAUACGAAACAAUCAACCACGAGAGCUCCACUCUGAUUUUGCAAUGUUCCCCUUGCCUCCAGUUCCAGCUUACAGAAGUGUUCCCAAUCCUGCUUAGUUGGUUACCUGCAUGUAUGCUUACAGUUUGUACAGAAAUGCACUAAAAUGAGUUGCCCUACCUGGGAAGGCUUUAUAUUGUACAGAAAAUGUGGCACUAGGUACUGCUCUUCAUGUGCACAGGAGAGUUAACAGGUGUCGAUCUCGUUUACAGAAAAGAUGGAGCUUUGCAAUUUUCUAUAAUAUAUUGCAAUAUAUUUAAAUGUCCUGUUUGACAUGUGAAAUGAAGCUAAGUUAAUGCGUUGUUAAUGUAUUUGAAGUAUGAGGAAGACGAUUCACUAACGACCAGCAAGGUUUUUAGAAGGUGUCCAGUAUGUAGCAGUCUGUGUGAUGUCUGGUGUAUGUGCUGUUGUUAACGGAAGCAACGAUGCUAUUCGCGUUUAGAAUGAAGAGUUUCUGAUGAAUGAUGCAAUAGCUUACAGUGUCUUUCCUUUGUAGCUGCCCAACGUGGUGAAGGGGAAGCAAUUCUUGAAAAAGUUCAAGAAAACUGGUUAACUGUGAAUGGGCCUAAACUUUCGUGAAACCAAGAAAAUAUUUGGACACACACAGGACUUGAAUACUCAAAAGGAUUGGAACUUAGUGUUGUGCCAAAGUUAAAACUACUGCAGUUGGCAGAAGUUCUGCACUGUAAAUAGAAGACUGAUUAAAAGACAGCUUGUAAAAAAAAAAAAGAAAAAAAAAGGAAAAAAAGAAAAUCAAAUUUUAAUACAGUACAUUUUUAUUCUGAUACAUAAUGGAAACAUUCUGUUUUAGACCUUUUUUGAAGAGGCUUCAGUGACCACUAGAUUUUGUCCUCUUAUAUUUUGUUUGGCCUAAUACUAUAUGUUCUAGUAAGAUGGGCUUUAUUGCCUGUGUUCUUUGAUAUGUGAUUAAGCUUAUAGCUUGGAGUGACCAAACAUUUUACAGAGUAAAAGUUCUUAGAAACAGUAUAAUGUAACUGAUAUUUCUGUGUCUUAUUUAUCAGGCUCUGCACAAACUUGGAAAGUUGUGCCGGACUUGUACAACUCAUAUAUGGGAACGCAGCAUACUUCUUGAUAUUACAAACCUAAGCCUUUGUGGCAGUAUGGAUCUCGUCUUUGGAUUUAUUUUUGUUAUUUUUUUGAGGCAAAGAGAUGAAUGGAUGCUGCUGUAAAAUAUUUGUAAUAUUGCCAUUAUUGCUUUCUGUAGCAAUUACUGCUUUUGCUUCAACAGAUAAAGAAAAUAAACCAGAGAUAGAAAAAUCCUACAAGAAGCUGGUAGAAGAAAGGAUCACGUGGGAACUUCUGAAAAUAAACUUUGUACCAAAAAAUUUGCAAACAGAAAUAAUGGAAUAAAUGUCUCCUUACUGA